Guyanagaster necrorhizus is the source of this 483-nucleotide messenger RNA. RefSeq lists its product as uncharacterized. Lineage: Eukaryota; Fungi; Basidiomycota; Agaricomycetes; Agaricales; Physalacriaceae. The record is from RefSeq and is a predicted model, not a curated record. Bases 1 to 483 code for a protein of 160 amino acids. The transcript is spliced from 3 exons.
AUGAACAAGGAACGGGAUCCACAAGACGCUGAAGAUAAAAGCAAGGAGACACAGAAUACGGAGGAUAGCAGGGAUGCCCUCACGGAAAUAAUGUUUAGCUUGAAAAACCAGCCUGUGCGAGAUAUAUGCGUAGACGGUGCCACUCAACCUCUUCCGGAAACGCAGGCAUGGGCCCCGGAUUAUCCAGAGAGAAAGCUGGGCACGUCACAGUAUUUGUCUGAGCUCUGCUGCGACGAGACAAGUCUGGUCAUUCAUAGUAGGCGUCAGCUCAGAGAGCGGAGUGCCUCUGAGCUUCUGCUCGAUAAUGUACGUGCACGGUGGUACUUCGGAGUGGUCGACAAUGAUAGCGUACGCUCUGGGCACUGGAAUGGAGGCUUUGGUGUGAACGAACAGCGCAGCGUGACCUUCUCGCUCGCCUCGGUGACGAGGUCAUCGCCGACGUCCACCACUAUGGCCCGGUUGGUGGAACGGAGAGUGUCAUAA